UAGCAUGAUCCUGUAACUAACAGUAUUUUUCUUCUUUCCUUUUAGUUUGAGCUAUCACAGUGUCAGCAACAACCAGGAGAAAAUGCGAACAUUUGUCUCAAUAGCCCAGAACACAUGGGAAAUUUUUAUAUCUGAAAGGAAGCCUGGCUGGAAGUCUUGGAUGAAGCUUUUUGGAGUUUGCUUUGCAGUUGGCUUCCUCUCCAGCUUUCUUUUUUUCCUUGGCAUGCACUUCUCCCUGGCACACCACUCUUUGGGUCCCUUACUGAUUUCUGGAUUCAUCUGGAUCUUGUUUUCUAUCAUGCUCUUCUGUUUCAAGCACCUGCGCUGUUUUAGUGUCCUGUUCCUUUUUUCCUGUGGACUGAAAAAUGGCAGGAACGCUCUUAUUACUGCUGGCACAGGUGUCAUGGUGGCCAACAACAUCCAAAAUAUUUUUCACAACCUAAAGGUUCUGGCAGACACCAUAACCUGUCAUUUGAAGCAUGAGCAAUUUGCCUUGAUAAAAUAUUAUGUUGAGGCAGUGAAAUGGAUUUACGAGUCAGCCAAGCUUUCCACUGUACUACCUAAAGAUAUAGUGAUCUUAAAGCAUGAAUUCACAUCAUCUUAUUCGAUUUCAGAUGAUGCAUUAAAAAAAGAGCUAAAUGACACAAAGCAAGAAAUCCAGAGAGUUGCUAACCAGAUAUAUUUUAUGCUGACUAUACUGCCCUACAUAGGCCAGAAAGUGUUGCCUGUCACUGGGAUUUUUCUAGUUUCUUUUGGAACUGGCCUCUUUAUCAAAAAAUUUUUGGGUUCUCACAGUACCAAAUUUAAAAAUACUUAUAUCACAAAAGAGUUCAUUGCAUUUGAUGAGCACCAAAAGCAACAGCAAAAACCAUGUCUUUUGCCACUUAACAGAAAAGAAAGAAAAGAUUAUGUGACAAUCCCAUCUUUCUGCUUCACAAGAAAAGACAGGAAAAAAAUGCUGUAUUUUUUUCUCCCUGUAAUUAUUAAUCUUUGCAUAUGGCUUCUGUUUGCUGCAGUAGACUAUUUGUUUUACUGGUUAAUUAUUUCUGUGAAUAAAUAUCUCCAAGAAGUACCGGAUCUAGAGAUUCAACUCAGCCUCUCUCAGAAUAGGAAUGAGAUUAUUAUUCAUAUCGCAAAGCAUAUUGCAAAGACUGAUUCUUUCAAGAUCCCUUUGUUUAAGCGUGACUGCAUCCCUCAUCCAGAGCUUGCUCUCUCCACGGCAUGGAUCCACCUCGGGGUCAUCAUCUUCUUCUUAAUAACUUUUGGAUUAUUCUCUGGCCUCCUGACCCAGCUUAAAAUACUCGUGUCAACUUCCUUUUAUCCUGAUGCUGCGAUGAAACGGAUACAUCAUUUGCAUGCAAAAUUACUCAAGAAAAGAGCAAAGGUACAAGAGAAAACUGUGAAGAACAUGUUUGCUAGAAGGGUCAGUUUUUGGUUUCCAAUACUCAAGGCAACAGAGGCAGUGAGGAAGAAAGAAAGGAGUGUGGCAAAAUGACAACAUGGUGUGAAAAAGACCGAGUGAAUCUUUGGAUAUGGCUGAAAUGCUUUAGCUCCACAGGGACCUGCAUUUUGCACCAUCUUUCCUAUGGAAUGUCAAUUUUAAAAUGUAAAAAUAUCAAACUCAAAGCCUGAGAAUGAGUAUUUUUGAAAAGUGUUAAAAAGAAGCCAUUGUAGAUACUGUGCAGUUCAUCACAGAUUGCUCUGGAUUGCAUUAACACUCGUUUUUCAACCUUGGGUCUGCAUUAUCUGGUACUUUACGAAUUCAUGGAGAAUCUGUUCUUCUAUCUAAAAGCAAUCAAACAGUUUGGACCUUUUAGAACUACAGCACAAACCUCUUUGGGUUGAGCUAACAGAAGAUGUAAUGACAGCAGCAGGUUUGUCUUCUUUAUUUUGCCAGAGACUGAAGACAGAAGACACAGCAGAGGCUGUCUAUUUCCUUCUGCAUGGACAAGAACCAGGCCUUAGGUGUUUCUAGUAAUUUCUAUCUAUUUCCCAACUCUCAACUGCCACAAAUCCUUCAGCCUGGUUCUUUGCCAUCCCUAGCUCCCAGUCUCCUACCUAGUCUCCUACCCAGAAUUCCUCGCUUGGUCUUAGUCUCCUACUUCCACAUAUCCAUAGACUGUAUCACUAAUUCAGAUUGUACCAUAUCUUUGAUGAUCAUGAGAGAGGUGAUGUAACAUAGAAGCGAGAAUGCUCACUCACGAGAGCUAGAAUACAGAGGAAUCAGGUGGUGUGGGUGCAGGUGAGAUGGCUUUGAAGUGUAGGAGAUAUAAGUAAAGGUGAAUGUUUCGAAUCUUGAAAUCUGAGGAAGCUUGCAUAAGUGGCAAAAAUGGGCUUAAUUACAUUGCCUAAUUCACCAUUGCCUUCAGUGAAAUAAAACUGAGCCAAUACUGAAGUGCAAUACUCAGUGCUUCACCUGUUCAACUGACAUUGGUGAUGUGACCUUCAUAUGACACAGGAGCAAAUAUAAAAACCCUAAAGACACAGGAACGACUGACAAAGUACUAGAGAUUUAAUGUAGAGCUAAAUUUAAUGUAGAGCUAAAAAUCUAUCCAGCAGGCAGUGUACUCUUGAUUUUCAGCCACAGCCAGCUCCUUUUUUUAGGUUACAUAACAGGAAAUUCUACUCUGUUCCUCUAUAAUACAUGCGUGGUGGCAGGACAGCCAUUGAUCAAUGUCUCUGUUAUCUGAAUGAAUAAAG
This is a messenger RNA of Pseudopipra pipra, 2700 nucleotides long. It is a transcript of the gene DCSTAMP, whose product is annotated as dendrocyte expressed seven transmembrane protein. NCBI's taxonomy places the organism in Eukaryota, Metazoa, Chordata, Aves, Passeriformes, Pipridae. Bases 83 to 1495 code for a protein of 470 amino acids. The transcript has 3 exons. The record is from RefSeq and is a predicted model, not a curated record. Gene Ontology annotation, cellular component: cell surface; endoplasmic reticulum membrane.